This is a messenger RNA of Scomber japonicus (chub mackerel), 2988 nucleotides long. Its product is annotated as E3 ubiquitin/ISG15 ligase TRIM25-like. The coding region runs from base 70 to 2988 and encodes 972 amino acids. Gene Ontology annotation, molecular function: zinc ion binding; protein binding. Lineage: Eukaryota; Metazoa; Chordata; Actinopteri; Scombriformes; Scombridae. The transcript has 2 exons. The record is from RefSeq and is a predicted model, not a curated record.
AUCAGAGCUCAAACUAGUAUCACUUCUCAGAAAGUGAAACUCAGACAGUCAUUGUUACUGAGAGGUGAAAUGGCGCAGCAAGGAGCUCAGCUGGACGGAGCUAAAUUCUGCUGUUCCAUCUGUUUGGAUCUACUGAAGGAUCCGGUGACUAUUCCCUGUGGACACAGCUACUGCAUGAGCUGUAUUAACAACUUCUGGGAUGAAGAGGAUAAGAAGGAAAUCUACAGCUGUCCUCAGUGCAGACAGACCUUCACACCGAGGCCUGUCCUGGUAAAAAACACUAUGUUUGCUGCUUUAUUGGAGGAGCUGAAGAAGACUGGACUCCAAGCUGCUCCUGCUGAUCACUGCUAUGCUGGACCUGAAGAUGUGGCCUGUGAUGUCUGCACUGGGAGGAAGCUGAAAGCCUUCAAGUCCUGUCUUCAGUGUCUGGUCUCUUACUGUGAGAAACACCUCCAGCCUCAUUACACUGUUGGUCAAUUUAAAAAACACAAGCUGGUGGACCCCUCGGAGAAGCUCCAGGAGAACAUCUGCUCUCGUCAUGAUGAGGUGAUGAAGAUGUUCUGCCGUACUGAUCAGCAGAUUAUCUGUUAUCUCUGCUCUGUGGAUGAACAUAAAGGUCAUGACACAGUCACAGCUGCAGCAGAAAUAACUGAGAGGCAGAGAGAGCUCGAGGUGAGUCGACUAAACAUCCAGCAGAAAAUCCAGGACAGAGAGAAAGAUGUGAAGCUGCUUCAACAGGAGGUGGAGGCCGUCAGUCGCUCUGCUGAUAAAGCAGUGGAGGACAGUGAGAAGAUCUUCACUCAGCUGAUCCGUCUCCUCCAGAAAAGAAGCUCUGAUGUGAAGCAGCAGAUCAGAUCCCAGCAGGAAACUGAAGUGAAUCGAGUCAAAGAGCUUCAGGAGAAGCUGCAGCAGGAGAUCACUGAGCUGAAGAGGAAAGACGCUGAACUGAAACAGCUCUCACACACAGAGGAUCACAACCAGUUUCUACACAACUACCCCUCAGUGUCACAACUCAGUGACCCUGCAGACUCAUCCGGCAUUGAUAUGCGUCUUCUGAGAUACUUUGAGGAUGUGACAGCAGCUGUGUCAGAGCUCAGAGAUAAACUACAGGACAUCCUGAAGGAGGAAUGGACAAACAUCUCACUGGCAGUGACUGAAGUGGACGUUUUACUGUCAGAAUCAAAAUCAGAGCCCAAGACCAGAGCUGGAUUCUUGAGAUAUUCACGUGAAAUCACUCUGGAUCCAAACACAGCACACACACAGCUGUUAUUAAAAGUGAAACUCAGACAGUCAUUGUUACUGAGAGGUGAAAUGGCGCAGCAAGGAGCUCAGCUGGACGGAGCUAAAUUCUGCUGUUCCAUCUGUUUGGAUCUACUGAAGGAUCCGGUGACUAUUCCCUGUGGACACAGCUACUGCAUGAGCUGUAUUGACAACUUCUGGGAUGAAGAGGAUAAGAAGGAAAUCUACAGCUGUCCUCAGUGCAGACAGACCUUCACACCGAGACCUGUCCUGGUAAAAAGUACCAUGUUAGCAGAUAUAGUGGAGGAGCUGAAGAAGACUGGACUCCAAGCUGCUGCUGCUGAUCUCUGCUAUGCUGGACCUGAAGAUGUGGCCUGUGAUGUCUGCACUGGGAGGAAGCUGAAAGCCUUCAAGUCCUGUCUGGUGUGUCUGGUCUCUUACUGUGAGAAUCACCUCCAGCCUCAUUAUGAAUCAACAAAAUUUAAGAAACACAAGCUGGUGGAGCCCUCGGAGACGCUCCAGGAGAACAUCUGCUCUCGUCAUGAUGAGGUGAUGAAGAUGUUCUGUUGUACUGAUCAGCAGAUUAUCUGUUAUCUCUGCUCUGUGGAUGAACAUAAAGGCCACAACACAGUCUCAGCUGCAGCAGAAAGGACUGAGAGGCAGAGAGAGCUUGAGGUGAGUCGACUAAACAUCCAGCAGAGAAUCCAGGACAGAGAGAAAGAUGUGAAGCUGCUUCAACAGGAGGUGGAGGCCGUCAGUCGCUCUGCUGAUAAAGCAGUGGAGGACAGUGAGAAGAUCUUCACUCAGAUGAUCCGUCUCCUCCAGAAAAGAAGCUCUGAUGUGAAGCAGCAGAUCAGAUCCCAGCAGGAAACUGAAGUGAGUGGAGUCAAAGAGCUUCAGGAGAAGCUGCAGCAGGAGAUCACUGAGCUGAAGAGGAAAGACGCUGAACUGAAGCAGCUCUCACACACAGAGGAUCACAACCAGUUUCUACACAACUACCCCUCAGUGUCUCAACUCAGUGAACCUACAGACUCAUCCAGCAUCAAUAUCCGUCCUCUGAGAUACUUUGAGGAUGUGACAGCAGCUGUGUCAGAGCUCAGAGAUAAACUACAGGACAUCCUGAAGGAGGAAUGGACAAACAUCUCACUGACAGUGACUGAAGUGGACGUUUUACUGUCAGGACCAGAACCCAAGACCAGAGCUGGAUUCUUAAGAUAUUCACAUGAAAUCACUCUGGAUCCAAACACAGCACACACAUAUCUGUUAUUAUCUGAUGGGAACAGAAAAGCAACAUACAUGAAUCAACAACAGUAUUAUUCUAGUCAUCCAGACAGAUUCACUGGAUGGCAGCAGGUCCUGAGUAGAGAGAGUCUGACUGGACGUUGUUACUGGGAGGUGGAGUGGAGCGGGUACGGAGUUCGUGUAGCAGUCGCAUACAAGAAUAUCAGCAGAGCAGGAAACCCAAAUGAAUAUGGAUUUGGACACAAUGACAAAUCUUGGGCUUUAUAUUAUUCCAAUAACAAAUAUGAAUUCCGGUUCAACAACAUCUCAACUCCCGUCUCAGGUCCUCGUUCCUCCAGAGUCGGAGUGUACCUGGAUCACAGAGCAGGUAUUCUGUCCUUCUACAGCGUCUCUGAAACCAUGACUCUCCUCCACAGAGUCCAGACCACAUUCACUCAGCCUCUCUAUGCUGGAGUUUCGCUAUGUUAUGCUAUUGGAGACACAGCUGAGUUGUGUAAAGUGAAAUAG